AAUUAAUAUAUCACAACAAACAUGAUUGACGGAAAGUACAACUUGAAAAAUUUAAUGGGCAUUGGAGGCUCAUCCAGAGUGUACUCCUGUCUUGACACGACUGAUGGUCAAGAGUAUGCGAUUAAAGUAAUCAGAAAGGACAAAGGAUACUCUAAUGAAGUCUCAACGAGAAUUGUAGAACUAGAAGCAAACACUAUGAUCAACCUUGGUGAACACCCAAAUCUGGUCAACUUUGUAGAUGCUAAUAAGUCUCAUUGUUGCUAUAAAAAGUUGAACAGUAAAGAAGGAAUGAAUGAAGAUAAGUAUGUAACAGUCAGAGAAGAGAUUAAUUAUUUGAUCCUCGAGAAGUGAGAGAAUGGAUCUCUUUCCAAGUAUGUCAAGACCACUGGACCUUUUGAUGAGCUUGCAGCUAGAUUCUUGUUCACACAGUUAUGUGGAGCAGUACAUUUUAUGCACUCCCAGGAGUAUGUUCAUCUUGAUAUUAAGCUUGACAACAUCUUAUUGGAUAAAUAUUUCAAUUUAAAGCUUGCAGAUCUUGGUAUUGCUCUCUGUUCAAAGGGAACAACUAAGCUCUUAGCUCAUAAGAGAGGAACUAACAAGUAUAUGGCCCCAGAAGUAGCCAACGCUAGCUCUAAGAGACCAUACAACGUCUUCGGUGCAGACAUUUACUCAUUAGGUGUCUGUCUUCAUUUAAUGUUAUUUGGAACUUAUCCAAUUGCAGAUGGAGAUUCAAUGAUGUCAACAGAUGAUGAAGUUGAUGGAUCUCCCAGGCAGAGAUUUGAAUCAUUCCCAUUCUUGGACUCUACCUCCUCAGAACUAGCAUCUUAUCUCUCUGAAGAUUGCUUAGAUUUGAUCGAAAAGAUGCUCAGCCAAGAUGCUUCUAAGAGACCUAACAUUGAGGAGAUCUCCAACCAUCCUUGGAUGACACAAGAAUUCCCAUCUCAAGUUGGAGAAAUUGUAUAUUCAGAGUUGCACGAAAGAUUCAACCACUUAAAAUCAUUGGUUGCUGGUUCGUCACCUUCCUUCUCCAUUGACUUGGAAUAAAGGUGGACUCUGACUCUCCAUUAAUGCUCUCUAGCAGGGCGAUCGUAAUUUUAAAUAAAUCUUUU
Moneuplotes crassus is the source of this 1109-nucleotide messenger RNA. The record is from the annotation of a GenBank genome assembly. Lineage: Eukaryota; Ciliophora; Spirotrichea; Euplotida; Euplotidae.